Molecule: messenger RNA, 1239 nt
Organism: Rotaria sp. Silwood1
Lineage: Eukaryota; Metazoa; Rotifera; Eurotatoria; Philodinida; Philodinidae
Source: the annotation of a GenBank genome assembly
AUGAUUCUUGCAUGUCGAAACAGUAAUAUCUCGAAGGUAAAAGAGUUACUUGAAUCACUAAAAGUUUCUCAAUUAAAUGAAAAUGAUCCUUCGACUGGCAAUACAGCUUUACAUGAAGCAGCAAUCAAUAAUAAUAGCGAAUUAAUUGAAAUAUUAUUGAACACUGCAAUAUGCCGGUCGAUAAGAAAUCAUAAGAAUUUAACAGCCUAUCAGUUAACAAACCAAAAACCAUUAUUUCAUCGUCAUAGUAUUGAUCGAUUUAUUAGCAUUGGAAGUGAUGACAGUGUAGCUGAUAGUAUCAUUACAGCUGAACUGAUGCCUUUAUCAACAUCUUCAACUAUAACGAUAGAUUGGUCACUCAUUGAAGAUGAUGUAACAAUGGUAACAGAGAAAGCCAUCAAGUUUCAUCAUGUAUUAGACAAUAAACUGAAAUAUAAUGCAACAUCUUAUGGUGCUCAUUUAGAAUAUGAUAUUCGUCAAUGGACAAAGAAUAUUAAAGAUAUAUUUAUAACUCGAUACUUAUACCAAUCGAAACAUUUAUUAUUAAAUCAAGAGCAUGAAAAACUCACUUAUUUAUUUGAGCAAGCUAUCGAAUCCAAUAAUGUACGAUAUCUAGUAACAGCCUAUACAGUUGAAAGCAAGUUUUAUAAAAUUUUCAAUCAAUAUCUUGCCAAAUAUCUUCUAUCUGCAUUUAAUUCAGAAGAAUAUAAUUAUAUUAAAAAUCAAGAUCUCGAUGUAAAAAUGGAAUAUAUGCUAUCCAUCACAUGGUUAGCAUCCAUACUUUGUCAUAGUCCUCUAUUAGUAAGUCAGUAUCAGUUUACUGGUACUGUAUAUCGCGGAAUGCGCAUUACAAAUCAUGAAUUACAAAAAUACAAAAUUGAUAGAUACAUUCUAACAAAAUCGUUUUUAUCAACAUCAAAAUCAUUCUGUGUUGCUGAUGAAAUCUAUGCAAAUGGUAAUGAUCAACUGUCAUCAUCAUCAGAGGAUGAUCGAAUUGUUUUCUGCACAUACACAAUUAGAAAUCAAUACAAACAAAUGGUUACAGCUAUUCAAAUUGACAGCAUGUCGGAGUUUGAAGAAGAAGAUGAAGUACUUAUAUUUCCAUUAGUACCAUUUCAAAUUCGAGAUAUCCAAGAAAAUAAUCAAAAGAAAAGAUUGGAAAUUAAAUUAGAAGACUGUGAGUCAAUGUCAUAUGUACAACCGCAAUAUCACGACUUCUUGUAUGCAAAUGAUGCAUGA